AUGGCGGUGCUGUCAGUAGCUACCUUGCUAUGUUUGGCACUGUCUUGUCAAUUCUUCCCUGUUAACUGCGUUAUUCCACUUUCCUCCUUGAUACGUAUACACAACGGUCUGGCCGAGCAUGUUCUUACCAACUCAUCGAGUGACCCGGUUUCUGAGCAGUGUCUCCACGCUUUGGGCGAUCUCUUUAAUGACACAACCAAACUUAUACCAAUUGUGGACUCUCUGGGAAAAGUGGGUGCUGGUAUAUUGGAUGGUAACACAGCCUGGCUGGGAUCAUUUGAAUUGUGUCGUAAUAUGACUGCAAUGCAAUAUUGUUAUACACAACUAUACGCAGUAAUACCAAUGGGAAAGAAAAACACUAUAUUGCCCAUUGAGUGGGGGCUGUGUAUUGUUGAUGAAUGCAGUAGUCAAGAUGUAGCUAAUGGUAUGCAACUAUUUAUCAAUGCUACUUUAGGAUUUGGAAAACUAAUUGUUGAUAGAGGAUCUGUCUUCUGUGCUCAAGAUCCGCCCAAACCAUACAGUGCAGGGUUUUAUUUUACAGUAUUUCUGUGUUGUUUAUUAGCAACGCUUAUGUUGAUUGGUUGGUGUGUUGACAUCUUUUUACGGAUUUCAGCGCGUAUAAAAGCGGGUCAACCUUUGAUUACAAAAACUGAAGUGUAUAAUGAAGACAGCAACGAUGACUAUACACGAUUACAGGACACACCAGUUGUUCACUUUGCUGCCCUCUCUCAGGAUACUAAUUUUAUCCAAGAGUUUUUCCUGUGUUUUGCCUUUAACCGAAAUAUUGCCAGAGUGUUGGACACAUCACAACCAGAAAAAGCAAUCCGGUGUUUGCAUGGGUUACGUGUUAUCAAUAAUUUAGCAACAGGUUCCAAAGUUGCACAGGAACUCACGUUCCAAGCCAUUUCAAAUGCAUUCUUUUCUGUGGAUACAUUUUUUUUUCUAAGAUUAACCCCAACUGUUGCUAUGGCAAUACUUGUAUGGAUGUUUAUUCUACCCUGGGUGGGACAAGGACCAAUGUGGUUUAAAAUGUUACCUAAACCCUAUUGUGAGAAAUACUGGUGGUCCACUUUGUUAUAUAUCAAUAACUUCUAUCCAGAUUCACUUACAGAAGAGUGUUUAGGUUGGACAUGGUAUUUAUCUAACGAUUGGCAGUUUUAUGUAAUUUCUCCAAUUAUAUUAAUACCACUGUACAGAUCUAGGAAGGUGGGAUUUAUAAUCUUGUCAUGUAUACUGACAGCAAGUUUUAUAGUUACUGGUACUCUAAUUGGUGUCUAUGAUUUGAAUAUAAUUGCUCUUGGAGACACACCAGACAGUUUGGAGACUGGACCGAAUUUCACAAAUUCUGUAUAUAUCAAACCAUACUGUCGUAUUGCUCCAUAUUUGGUUGGCAUGGCAAUGGGAUAUGUACUGCAAAGAUUAAGAAGUAAAAAACUGAAAGUGACAGUGUCACCAAUGGUAGCUGCUAUUGGUUGGUGCCUAGCAACCAUUGUAGCACUGUCCUGUGUGUAUGGUUUAUACAGCACAGCACAUGGACAUGUGUUGUCUACCGCUGAGAAUGUCAUAUAUGGAACAUUUAGUAGAUUUGCUUGGUCUCUUACACUGUCAUGGGUUGUGUUUGCUUGCAGAUAUGGAAUAGGAGGUGCUGUUGAAGACUUCUUGUCUCAUAGUUUUUGGAUUCCAUUAAGUAGACUGACUUUCUGUGCUUAUUUACUUCAUCCAAUGAUACUGGACAUUUUAGUAUUUGCGUUUGCCACACCACUGCAUUUUACUAUCAAUAUAUUGAGCUUUCAUUUUGUUGGUGUGACUGUGAUGUCUUAUGGUGCCGCAUUGCUUCUGUCCAUGUCUGUGGAGUACCCUUGUGGAAAUUUAGAGAAACUAUUAGAACGACACCUGACAUGCUGUAGAGGCAAGACACAAGACACUGGGUCUAUACAGAACUAAUGUUACACAAGAUUUACUUUCAUUCCAAUAAUAAAGCUGCAUUGAUUCCUGUAUUAUGGAUCACAGUUUUAGUAAUUGUUUUUUAAUGUAUUUUAUGACAAUUUUUAUAUGAAAUUUGAAAAAAUUAAGAAGUUAAAUAUUCUGUGCAAUUAAUAUAUGACCUCAUCAUGUAAUUUUUUUCUGAAUUCUUUUAUGGGAUAUAAUUGAUAUGGCUGCAAGAUCGUUUUGUGGCAGUACAAUUGUUUUCAAAAACUGAGACUAUUUUAAAUGGAAAUUUAUGAAAUAUUUAGUUUUCAGUAGCUAUGGAAG
This is a messenger RNA of Saccoglossus kowalevskii, 2253 nucleotides long. RefSeq names its product nose resistant to fluoxetine protein 6-like. The record is from RefSeq and is a predicted model, not a curated record. Lineage: Eukaryota; Metazoa; Hemichordata; Enteropneusta; Harrimaniidae. Gene Ontology annotation, molecular function: acyltransferase activity, transferring groups other than amino-acyl groups.